CUUGUUACCGACCUCUCAAACAGCUGAUGCGUAUCCACAGGUGGUCCCAACAGCUGAUCAGGAGACUGCAGCGGGCGGAGGAAAAAUGCGACAUUUCCAGCGUGUGCGACGGCUGCUAAGCCUGGGCAGCAGAAACCAGGUCCGACAACUCAGUGCGGGAACCUCAGAGCGGGCUCCGAAGAAUGGCCUUCCCCUGGUGCGGCUGGCUCUCCUGGCGGCCGGCGGCGGUGCCCUGGGCUACGACGGCAUCGUCAACGACUUUACAUACUGCGGCGCCUCCGUCCGCUUUGUUCGCUCCCUGAAAACCGCCGGAUUGAUAGCCGCCGAUUACAUGCAGUUGAAGGAGGACGAUGCGGAGUACGAGACGAAGCUGAAGGCCAUCCACCAGAAGAGCGCCGAGCGCCUGCUGGAGACGUGCCUGCUGAACGGCGGCUUGUACAUCAAGGUGGGUCAGGGAUUCGCCGCCAUUAACCACAUCCUGCCCGUGGAGUACACCAGCACGCUGUCCCAGCUGCAGGAUAGCUGCCUGCCCACCAGCAAGGCAGAUGUGCAGAAGGUAUUCCGCAAGGACUUUGGCCAGCUGCCCGAGGAGAUCUACCAGGAGUUUGACUACCAGCCUGUGGCGGCCGCUAGCCUGGCGCAGGUGUUCAAAGCCAAGUUGUCCAGCGGCGAACAGGUGGCCAUCAAGGUGCAGUACAACGAUUUGCAGAAGCGCUUCGUCAGCGACCUGGGAACCAUCAUCUUCCUGCAGGACAUUGUUGAGUUCAUCUUUAAGGACUACAACUUUGGCUGGAUCCUGAAUGACCUGCGCAAGAAUCUGGUGCAGGAGUUGAACUUUGUGCAGGAGGGCCACAAUGCCGAGCGAUGCGCCAGGGACAUGAAGAAGUUCAGCUACGUGCAUGUUCCCAAGGUCCACUGGUCGCAUACAAAAACGCGUGUCCUUACCCUGGAGUGGAUAGACGGGUGCAAGAUCAGCGAUCUGAAGACCAUAAAAGCCCAGAAGCUCAGCUUAAAGGACAUCGAUGUCAAGUUGUUUGAUACUUUUGCCGAACAGAUCUUCCACACGGGCUUCGUGCAUGCCGAUCCACAUCCUGGGAACAUCUUUGUGCGACGAAAUCCCAAAUCUGGGCGAGCGGACAUCAUUCUCCUGGACCAUGGUUUGUACGAGGAGCUGCCCGAAAAUGUCCGUGGCCCGCUCUGUGAAUUUUGGGAGGCCACUGUGCUGCGCAACGAGGCCAAGAUGCAGUCGGCCGCCGAGAAGAUUGGAAUAGCCGACUCCAUGCGCUUUGCCGAGGUUCUCUUUCAGCAGCCCAUUCGGAUUCGAGGCGGCCGUAUCCGGGGAAAGCUUUCGCAGGAGGAUAUCGAUCACAUGCAAGAGAUAGCCAGGAAGAACUUUGAGCAUAUUAUGGGCACCCUCAAGGAGAUGCCCAGGAGUAUGUUGUUUGUGGUGCGCAACCUCAACACCGUUCGGGCGAUAAGCCACCAUCAUGGAGACGUGGUAAAUCGACCCCAAGUCAUGGCUCGCUAUGCCCAAAAGUGCCUCUACAUGCAGCACAGUCGUCGCUCGCCGGUGCAGUACAUCCGAUGGCUGAGGCGUCGCAUUUACUUUGAAUACUGUCUGUUUGUGUCUGCCUUUAAGUUGCGUCUUUUGGAUUGGUAUUUUAAUGUUCUUUAUCUAAUGGGUCGUGCUCCUGCCUCGGCCAGGACCGUGAUGAGCGAUAUGUUGACACCACCAACAGACCCAAAUAUGCUGAGAUGAGUCCCUGAAUCACCAAUGCCCUUUGUACUCCUAAAAGUUAAGUUUUAAUAUGUGUUUUUAUAGGAAAAUUCAGGUAUUGAAAGUACUCUAUUUAAAUCAUUCUAAAAUUUUUGUAAUAGAAAAAUUAUAUUUUUUAUAGAGGCUAUUAUUGGAUUUCAUUGAGGAGUUGUAAAAUAAUUGAAAGUUGUGAUGGGGUUAUUAUUUCAGUUGGUGUAGGAUUUUAUAACCGAUUUGUAUUUAAGGAUAUAGUCAUAAAUAUAAGAAAAGGGUGGAAAUAAAUAUAAAUAAUAAUACAA
This is a messenger RNA of Drosophila kikkawai, 2055 nucleotides long. It is a transcript of the gene Adck5, whose product is annotated as aarF domain containing kinase 5. The record is from RefSeq and is a predicted model, not a curated record. NCBI's taxonomy places the organism in Eukaryota, Metazoa, Arthropoda, Insecta, Diptera, Drosophilidae.